AUGCCUCUCAAGAACGUCCUGGCCAUUGUUGGCGCUCUGCCACUCGCCUCUGCCGUGGGCUGCCCCGUCAUCCACGGCAAUGGCAACGCCCCCUCGGCUCGCUCUGUCAUCUCCCACCCAGAGUCCAUUCUGGAGCCCAGAUUCAGCCCUGACGGCCCCGACUUUGGCAGAUGCUCCCGCAAGAGCACCGUGGCUGGUGGAGGCACUCGAAGCAGCCAGUGGUGGCCGUGUGAGCUGAACCUGGCUGUGCUGCGCCAGAACUCGGACAAGACCAACCCCUUUGGCGGCAGCUUCGACUACGGCGCGGCCUUUUCCAAGGUCAAUGUUGCUCAACUCAAAAAGGACAUCACCGCCCUGCAGACCACCUCGCAAGACUGGUGGCCCGCCGACUUUGGCAACUACGGUCCCUUCUUCAUCCGUCUCGCAUGGCACAACGCCGGUACCUACCGCUCCGUCGACGGCCGUGGAGGAGCCGGCAUGGGACAGCAGCGAUUUGCUCCCCUCAACAGCUGGCCCGACAAUGCCAACCUCGACAAGGCCCGUCGUCUGCUCUGGCCCAUCAAGCAAAAGUACGGCAGCGCUCUCUCCUGGGCUGAUCUUUUCGUCUUCGCCGGUAACACUGCCAUGGAGAACAUGGGCUUCCCCACGUACGGCUUUGGCUUCGGCCGUGAGGACACCUACCAGUCCGACGAGGGCAUCUACUGGGGUGCCGAGCAGGACAUGUUCCCCACUGAUGGCAACAACGUUGUCCGAUACAACGGCAGCACGGACUUCACCGCACGUGCGUCUGAGCUUGAGAGCCCUCUUGGAGCCGUCAGCAUGGGUCUCAUCUACGUUGACCCCCGCGGACCCAACGGCACCCCUGACACCAAGGCCUCUGCUCUGGAUAUCCGCGAGACCUUUGGCCGAAUGGGUAUGGAUGAUGAGGAAACCGUUGCUCUGAUUGCUGGUGGCCACGCCUUUGGCAAGACCCACGGUGCCGAGUCUGGCGAUGAUGUCGGCCCUGAGCCCAACGCCGCUCCUCUUGAGCAGCAGGGCCUUGGCUGGAAGAACACCUUUGGCACUGGUAACGCUGAUGACACUUACACCAGUGGUCUUGAGGUUAUCUGGUCUCGUACUCCCACUAAGUGGGCCAACGAGUUCCUGUUCUCUCUGCUCAACAACAACUUCACCCUUGUCCAGUCCCCUGGUGGUGCUCCUCAGUGGGAGGCCCUGGACGCCAAUGCCUCCUACCCCGACCCUUUCAUCAAGGGCAAGUUCCGCAAGCCUACUCUGCUGACCAGUGAUCUUGCUCUCCGAGAUGACCCCAUCUACAACAACAUCUCCAAGACGUUCCUGAACGACUUUGACUACUUCACUGAGAAGUUUGGUCUCGCCUGGUACAAGCUUCUCCACCGUGAUAUGGGCCCUAUUUCUCGCUACCUUGGCCCUGAUCUUCCCAAGGCGGCUCCCCUGAUCUGGCAGGAUCCUCUCCCUUCUGCUUCCGGAUACAGCACUCUCGCUGCCUCUGAUAUCUCAGCCAUCAAGCAGCAGAUUCUUGCCGCUCCUGGCCUCAACAUCUCCAACCUUGUCACCACCGCCUGGGGAUCAGCCUCGACCUUCCGUAUCUCUGACAAGCGUGGUGGAGCCAACGGUGCUCGCAUUGCUCUCCAGCCCCAGGUUUCAUUCGCCGCCAACAACCCCACUCGUCUGCAGACUGUUCUCAAGGCUCUGAAAGGAAUCCAAUCCAAGUACGCCUCAAGCGGCAAGACAGUGUCUCUUGCUGAUCUCAUUGUUCUUGGUGGUAACGCCGCCAUUGAGAGCGCUGCCAAGGCUGCUGGAGUCACUCUUACCGUGCCAUUCACCGCUGGCCGUGUCGAUGCCCUCCAGAAUCAGACUGAUGUCUCUACCUUUGCUUUCCUCGAGCCCCAGGCCGAUGGCUUCCGCAACUACGGCAAAGGCACUGCCCGAUCUCUGACCGAGGAGUUCUUGGUUGACAAGGCCGCCCUCCUGACUCUGAGCCCUCCUGAGCUGACUGUCCUCGUCGGCGGCCUGCGUGCCCUGAAUGCCAACUUCGACGGCUCCUCAACCGGUAUCCUCACCUCUCGCCCCGGCCAGCUCACCAACGACUGGUUCGUCAACCUUCUGGGCUCAUACUCCACCUGGGCCGUCGUCAACGGCACCAACGAGGAGCGAUUCCAGAGCGUCGACCCCAAGUCUGGCAAGGUCCAGUGGACUGCCAGCCGUGCUGAUCUCAUCUUCGGCUCACACCCCGAGCUGCGUGCCAUCACCGAGGUCUACGCCGGCUCCGACGCUGCCUCCAAGUUCACCACUGACUUUGUUGCUGCUUGGGCCAAGGUCAUGGACCUUGACCGCUACGACGUCAAGGGACACCUUGGAGCUUUCUAA
Trichoderma gamsii is the source of this 2388-nucleotide messenger RNA. RefSeq names its product catalase-peroxidase 2. Gene Ontology annotation, biological process: cellular response to hydrogen peroxide; hydrogen peroxide catabolic process. The transcript is spliced from 6 exons. Gene Ontology annotation, molecular function: catalase activity; heme binding. NCBI's taxonomy places the organism in Eukaryota, Fungi, Ascomycota, Sordariomycetes, Hypocreales, Hypocreaceae. Gene Ontology annotation, cellular component: cytosol. The record is from RefSeq and is a predicted model, not a curated record. Bases 1 to 2388 code for a protein of 795 amino acids.